Propithecus coquereli (Coquerel's sifaka) is the source of this 4287-nucleotide messenger RNA. RefSeq names its product WAS protein family, member 2 (gene WASF2). Bases 246 to 1739 code for a protein of 497 amino acids. The record is from RefSeq and is a predicted model, not a curated record. Gene Ontology annotation, biological process: positive regulation of Arp2/3 complex-mediated actin nucleation; actin cytoskeleton organization. Gene Ontology annotation, molecular function: Arp2/3 complex binding; actin binding; protein kinase A regulatory subunit binding. Gene Ontology annotation, cellular component: cytoskeleton. The transcript is spliced from 9 exons. NCBI's taxonomy places the organism in Eukaryota, Metazoa, Chordata, Mammalia, Primates, Indriidae.
UUGGCGGGGUGUGGCUGCGUCCCAGGGCGGGGAAUCGCGUAAUGGCGGACACAGGCCGUGCGAGCGCGGCUGGGGGCGUAGCGCGCUGAGGGGGGUCCGGCCGUGAGGCAGCCCGCGAGGCGGUCCGCGGGAACAGACCCCGUGCAGAGACUGGGCGGGCGGCCGACCCUUCCUGUCGCUGAGGGCGACUGCGGGAGGCCAGGUUGUUUUUCAUCAUUCAGAACAUUGCCUGAAGCAGGUCCACCAUGCCGUUAGUAACGAGGAACAUCGAGCCAAGGCACCUGUGCCGUCAGACGUUGCCUAGUGUUAGAAGCGAGCUGGAAUGCGUGACCAACAUCUCCCUGGCAAAUGUCAUCCGACAGCUGGGCAGCCUGAGUAAAUAUGCAGAGGACAUUUUUGGAGAGCUCUUUACUCAGGCAAAUACCUUUGCCUCUCGGGUAAGCUCCCUUGCUAAGAGGGUUGACCGACUACAAGUUAAAGUCACUCAGUUGGAUCCCAAGGAAGAAGAGGUGUCACUACAAGGAAUCAACACCCGGAAGGCCUUCAGAAGCUCUACCAUUCAAGACCAGAAGCUUUUUGACAGAAACUCCCUCCCAGUGCCUGUCUUAGAAACAUAUAAUACCUGUGAUACUCCUCCCCCUCUCAACAAUCUUACCCGUUACAGGGACGAUGGAAAAGAGGCACUCAAAUUCUACACAGACCCUUCAUACUUCUUUGAUCUUUGGAAGGAGAAGAUGCUGCAGGACACCAAGGAUAUCAUGAAAGAGAAGAGAAAGCAUAGGAAAGAAAAGAAAGAUAAUCCAAAUCGAGGCAAUGUAAACCCACGUAAAAUCAAGACCCGUAAGGAAGAGUGGGAGAAAAUGAAGAUGGGACAAGAAUUUGUGGAGUCCAAAGAAAAGCUGGGGCCCUCUGGGUAUCCACCCACCUUGGUGUACCAGAAUGGCAGCAUCGGCUCUGUGGAAAACGUGGAUGCAGGCAGUUAUCCACCACCACCACAGUCAGACUCCGCUUCUUCACCUUCUCCUGCCUUCUCUGAGGACAACUUGCCUCCCCCACCAGCAGAAUUCAGCUACCCGGCAGACAACCAAAGAGGAUCUGGCUUGGCUGGACCCAAGAGAUCCAGUGUGGUCAGCCCAAGCCACCCCCCACCAGCGCCUCCUCUGGGCUCUCCGCCAGGCCCCAAACCUGGGUUCGCUCCACCACCUGCCCCACCACCUCCGCCUCCAAUGAUGGGUGUUCCACCUCCACCACCGCCUGUAGGAUUUGGGUCUCCAGGGACCCCUCCACCACCUUCACCCCCAUCUUUUCCACCUCACCCUGAUUUUGCUGCCCCUCCCCCACCUCCCCCCCCUCCAGCAGCUGACUACCCAACUCUGCCACCACCUCCCUUGUCCCAACCAACAGGAGGAGCCCCUCCACCUCCACCUCCUCCCCCUCCCCCAGGGCCCCCUCCUCUCCCUUUCAGUGGUGUGGAUGGCCAGCCUGCCAUACCACCACCACUUUCUGAUGCCACCAAGCCGAAGUCCUCCUUGCCUGCUGUGAGCGAUGCCCGUAGUGACCUGCUUUCAGCCAUCCGUCAAGGCUUUCAGCUGCGCAGGGUUGAGGAACAGCAGGAGCAAGAGAAGCGGGAUGUCGUGGGCAAUGAUGUGGCCACCAUCUUGUCACGUCGCAUUGCUGUUGAGUACAGCGACUCAGAAGAUGACUCCUCUGAGUUUGAUGAGGACGACUGGUCGGAUUAACUCUUUCUGCCGCUGCCCACCUUCUUUUUCUUUCCUUUCUACCUGCCUUCUUUGAUGCCUACCCCAACAGUCCCAUGGGGGAGAAAAGGGAGGAAAAAAAGAAUUUCAAGGGGCCAAAGCCUUCCCUGAAGCAACCAAAGAUAUAUCCAAGUGCUUCCUCCAAAUCAACAUGUAUUUCCUCUUCCCAUUGUCAGGCCCUGUGGGGCUCCAGAGGUUCAGUAGCCGGGGUGUUCCCUCUUCCCUUCAAGUGACUGUUGUGUAUUGAAAGGAAGGGAAAACCCCAAAGCAGAUCCCUUUGACUGAGAUUCAAUUGGAGAUGGUGCCUUCUGCUAGGAGGCAUAUUCAGCUGUGGUCUCCUUCCAAAAUCCCUGCCCUCAGCCACUUCAAAUAAUGCCAGCCACCUCCUGGUCCUAAAGCAGCAACAGUGGCCUGCAUGGACACAGCUGGCCCCUUUCCCAUGCAUUGAAAAGGCAGAGCAGGCCGGAGGCCCUAAUCAGCAAGGUGGGGCUGCCUUGUGCUAAGUGAUCUCUGUGCCUGGGAUGCCCUGUAUUCCAGGAGGCAAAAAGCCUCUAAAGAAUGUCUCGCCCCCUCUGCCCAGAAAUGCUGCCUUUCUGAAGGCUGAGCUAAUUGCCUGCCUUUCAGGCUCCCUCAUGGUGAGUAUGGCUCCCUGAAAUGCCCCUCCCUCACCUCUAGGUGCCUUUAGGCAGCACAGCCGUUUUAACCUCCAAUAUCCACGACCAAACUACCCCUGACACACAGGGCCCGGGGCCUCUGCUGGCUGUCAGGAACAAAGCUUAGAGACUUGGAAUGCAGGCCUGGAAGGAUGGUGGAAUUCCUUGGGUCCUGCCCUCUUAAGGAUGCCGAGACCUAGAGAUGGGAAGUGACUUGCACGAGGUUACACAGUUGGACAGUGACAGAGCUAGAGCCCAGAGUUCCUGAUUCCAAGUCACCUGUGCUUUCUGGGACCAAAUAAUGGGCACCUGCUGGGGUCUGGGCAGAGCUUUUUUGGCUCUGUGCUACUCCAGACUUCAUAGGCGGGGGCCCCAGUAGGAGGGCUCGGGCCUAUGCCAGCCCUGUCCGUGCUGCUCAGACCCUCCUCCCCUCUCUCAGAAUGCUUUGUUGCCCCUUCCCUAUCACCAGCCAACCACAUGGCCUUGGGAGCUGCCCUUCUGGGAGACCAUAAGUAGUGAGAGAAGGAGGGGGUAAGCAGCUUUGACAGGUGCUGUUUUCAAUUCCUCUGCAACUCCUCCCCCUUUUGUUUCCCCAAUUUAAGCAUAGGUUCUGCCAACUGUGGAAACUUUAGUCCCUCAGGCUGGCAGCCAUGUGGGUACCUGCCUGGGGGGGCCUGGCAGCCGUGAAGCAGGCUGAAAGGCAGAGGGACUCCGGGUCCUGUUUCCAGCUUCCCCCACACGCUGCACUGCACAUGGUGAUGUUCCUUCUGUCCCUCCCCCCUUUUUCCCAGAGCUAAUACACAGGUGCUAUUAUUCAGAAAAAAACUGGUCAGCUCUGGCCAACAGUGAGGUUUCUUCUCUUCUGCCCUAACUAUUGUGUAGCCUCUUAUGCUGAAAUCGGCUUCUCCUGGCUUCUCCGGCUUUCAGAGCCCUGAAACAAAGAGAAACAGGAUCUGUCUCUACCCAGCACAGCAAAUGGUUGUAGUAAUUGCCAAAGCCCUCGUAAACCCCUCCGGCUUGAGGAGAAUGUGUAUAAUCAUGGGUACUGCUCUGUGCCCUUGCUGAAUGCUUCCCGUCUGCCUUCUUCCCUGGAUCUCAGGACACGGGGACUGAGCCUGUAGGUUCUAGCAUGCCUUCCUGCUGCGGCUGCUCCCAAGCGUGGCCUCUCCCCUCUCUCCAAAGAUCAGGUGUCUUUGGCACAGGACUUGGCACCUAGCUCCAUACUGAGACGCCAAGCUGUGUGGGCCCCCCACCUUGUCUCCCACCCCACACUUUGGAAGCUGUAGGACUGUAGGUGCUUUCAUCAGAACCCUAAAAUGGCCGUUGAAGGUGCCUGGGCUGCAGCCCAGCAGUGGCUGGAGAGGCAGGCAGAGGGUAGUGGUUCUCCCAAAUAGGAGUCCUGGGGCCUGGCCAGGCCAGGGUUUGGGCCUAAUGGCUUUGACUAAAUUACCCCUGUCCUCCUCCUUUCCGGAAAAGGGGGAGCCAGAGCCACUCACUAUCAUUCUGCUCUGACCUUGAAGGGGGUGGUAUUGGCCUGGCUUCUGGAAUGGACAGAGUCCACCGUGGAAAGGGCUGGGGGCAGGAGGAGGUGGGGAGGAGCACUGCCUGCGGAAGGUAGGAUUAGAUCAUUAGCUCAGUGACCUCCUAGGGUUUCGAUGUGCUGUGUUCUCAUCCUACAGCUGGUUUGGUAAUGAUCUGCAAGUCCCGGAGAGCAACAGCACAGCUCUGCCUGACGCUCUCAUUAAAAUCUAUGCAGCCAAGCUCGGCGCUUUGUAGCAGCCGGCCUUGCGAAGCCUCCUCAGCUCUGGGGGCUGGGGACCCAGUCAGCCGAGAGGCCCUCUGGGCUCUACUUAUGCAUAUGUGCACCAAAAAAAAAA